AUGUUCGAGCUAUAUGUAUUUUUAGAUGAGGUGAUAUUGCAACCAGGAGAACUUUCUAAUUUCAAUCUUACUCUUGAAAAUAAAAUUAAGAAUAAGCUGGUAAAUAAGGUUAUUCCUAAUGAAGGAUUGUGUGUUGCAUUAAAAUCAAUCAAGGUCCUUGAUAAAAUAGUAGUGUAAGGAGAAGGUACUGUUCAAACUAAGGUAGAACUAUCUGCAGUACUGAUUAGACCUUAAGUAGAUGAGGUUUUAAAUGGCAAAGUGACAACUUAAAAUGAAUAUGGAAUAGCUGUUGAUAUCGCUAAUCUUAGUAUAUUCAUCCCUUCUGAAAACUUGAUGAAACCUUCAUACUUUGACAGCGUAGAAAAGAAAUGGUUGUGGAGAUUUAAGGACUAUGAUUUAUACUAUGAAAAUAAUCAAUCGAUUAAAUUCAGAGUUAAAGAAAUCAACUUCAGUAAAGAAUACUAGCAAAGGAUAAAGUCACAACAAUUAUAUGCUCUUGGGUAAUUAAGUGCUCUAGAGUAGUAAUCUGAUGCUCCUGCUCUUGCAGAAUUAGAUUAAAAUUUCAUCCCUUCUCAUUAUGUAGUGGGAUAAUGCGAGGAAGAAUGUCUUGGUAUGAACUCGUGGUGGUGA
Messenger RNA from Stylonychia lemnae, 630 nucleotides. The record is from the annotation of a GenBank genome assembly. Lineage: Eukaryota; Ciliophora; Spirotrichea; Sporadotrichida; Oxytrichidae.